Messenger RNA from Pyricularia pennisetigena, 609 nucleotides. RefSeq lists its product as uncharacterized. NCBI's taxonomy places the organism in Eukaryota, Fungi, Ascomycota, Sordariomycetes, Magnaporthales, Pyriculariaceae. The transcript has a single exon. The record is from RefSeq and is a predicted model, not a curated record. The coding region runs from base 1 to 609 and encodes 202 amino acids.
AUGAUCUUUUCCCGGCUGUUCCAGCUUGCUCUCAUCACGAGCCUGAGCCCCCUGGCUCUUGCUGAUGUCCUUGUCAGCCACGGCGAGAACAACGCCGGCAUUGUGGCUCGCGGGGUUGAUUCGGGUAUGGAAAAGCCGGCUUCUCCUGCGCUGAUCGCUCGCAGCGACUCCAAGGACUCCAAUGACUCCAAGGCCUCCAAGGACUCCAAGGCCUCCAAGGACUCCAAGGACUCCAAGAAGUCGACCACAACGAAGCCCCCCUUCGACGAGGAGGAGCACAGAUGGCUGAGGACGGGCGCAGGCCCCACGGGCCACCUGCACCGCCGCAGCCCGAGCGCCAGCGAGUCUCAUGGCCUGCAAGCUCGCAGCGACUCCAAAAGCUCCAAGGACUCCAAGGACUCCAAGGACUCCAAUGACUCCAAAAGCUCCAAGGACUCCAAGGAUUCCAAUGACUCCAAGGACUCCAAGAAGUCGACCACAUCGAAGCCCCCGUCACGCGAUGACCCCUUUUACGAUUCGACUAAAGGUGGAUGGUUUUGGCUCCAGAAUCGGGGUCUUGAGCGCAGGCAGUCCAAACCCUUCAAGAAAGCCUUGAGUUUCUCUGCCUAG